AAUAAUCCUGAUUUCCACUAUAAAAGCCUUGUAUUUAAAACCAUAGCAAUACUCCCACCACCUUCCUUCCAAUUCAAAAAAUCCCCAAAUUCCCACCAUGGCGUUGAGAAAUCCGGCCACCGUCGCCACGUUAUUGCUCGCUCUGCUAUUGAUUUCCGACCCCAAUUUUGCGUCCGCCGCUACGGGUGGGCGGUCCGGCGGAAGCCUGUUCCCCUCCGGCGGAGAUUCUUCUUCUUCUUCAUCUUCAUCUUCAUCUUCGUCUUCAUCGUGGUCGGGGUCUUCGGGUUCAUCGGACUCUUGGUCGUGGCACCACUCGCCGUCGUCGUCUUCCUUGUCGGACGGUGGAUUCUACGUCUUCUUGGUUUUAAUGGCGGCUGUGGUUGGUGUGGCGGUCAUCUGCCGCUGUGCUGGUGUUGGGAAAACAAGCGUCGUCAAGCUUCAGGUUGGUCUGGUGGGCAAGGCGCGAUCACUUCAAAAGGAUCUUAAUCGACUUACUGAAACUACAGAUAUGUCUACGUCUACGGGUUUGAGCCAUCUUUUGACAGGGGCAUCAACAUCUUUGCUUCGCAAUCUUGAUUAUUGCAUCUCAAGUUAUUCAUCUGUUACUCGAAAGUCCGAGACAGAAGAUGCAGAGCAAUGCUUCAAACAACUCUCUAUGGAAGAAGCAGCUAAAUUUGAUGAAGUGACACUCGCCAAUGUGAACAACUUUAUAGUGCAUUCAACAAGCCAGUCACCAAAUGAAGGCCACAAAGAAUAUAUAGUGGUUACAAUUUUGGUGGCUACUGAAGGAGCACCUAAGUUGCCUAGCAUCAAUGGCCCAGGUGACUUGAAGAAAGCAUUACAGAGUCUUGGAUCCAUUCCCUCGAACAAAAUACUGGCGGUUGAGGUCUUGUGGACUCCUCAACAAGAAAAUGAUACAUUGACUGAGAAGGAACUACUUAAAGAUUACCCGCAGUUGAGGGGCUUUUAUGAUGAAGGGUCACUUGAAGAAGGGCCAUAUGACGAUUCCCACCCGUUCUUAGGGGUUACUGUCGUCAAGAGCUAGUGAUAAGAUUACUGUUUGGUCAAAUUUUUGGCAUGGUACCUCUUUCAUUUCAUACUGUAUAUACCAUCAAAAUAAUGUCAGGUUAUUUGUAUGAGAUGAUACAAAUGUGCUAAGUUUACUAGUCAAUUCCAAGUUUCGUUUGAAGGGUCUGCAAUCCACCA
Rosa rugosa (rugosa rose) is the source of this 1206-nucleotide messenger RNA. RefSeq lists its product as uncharacterized. The record is from RefSeq and is a predicted model, not a curated record. The coding region runs from base 98 to 1045 and encodes 315 amino acids. The transcript has 6 exons. Lineage: Eukaryota; Viridiplantae; Streptophyta; Magnoliopsida; Rosales; Rosaceae. Gene Ontology annotation, cellular component: chloroplast.